AUGAGCAUGGCGCUUGCCAGCCUGGCCAUAUCGCCCAUCAAGCUAGAAGCAUCGCAGCAUCUCUUUCUCACAAAGGUGCGACUUUUUCUGCAUAGCAGUGGACUCCCCCCAGGAAGUAUCACCCCCGGGAGGGCCAUCCCACCAUUGACCCAUCCAUUAACAUCCCCAAGUCGGCAUAUUAAGUCCCUCCAGAGGAGGAGCUUCGCCCAAGUGUUUUUAAAACCGACGAUGACUGGCGCAGAGAGCGAGAAAAAAAUUUACGGACAAGUGCAGGCGGAAGGGGAGGAACCCCCGGCAGGGAUGAGCGCAUCGGGGAAGGUGGCAAACUCGAAAGGAAGUAACAACGAGGGGAAAUCGCAGUGCAAAUCGGAGUGCAAAUUGGAAUGCAAAUCGCAAUGCAAAUCGGACUGCCCCUGCGACAGCAGCUACGACUACGACUAUGUGGUCAUCGGGGCAGGGCCCGGCGGAAUGGCAUCCGCGAAGGAAGCAGCGGCACACGGAGCGAAGGUGCUCCUCUUCGAUUACGUCAAGCCAAGUAACAUAGGAACCAAGUGGGGAAUAGGAGGGACGUGUGUUAACGUAGGCUGUGUGCCAAAGAAGCUGAUGCACUACGCAGGAAAUAUGGGGAGUCUUUUUAAGCUGGACUCUACUCGAUACGGUUGGUCUUGUAACGAUUUAAGUCACAACUGGGCUAAGCUAGUUACCACGGUUCAGUCGCAUAUACGCUCUCUCAACUUUAGCUACAUGACAGGACUGAGGUUAUCAAAGGUGAAAUACAUAAACGGGUUAGCUUUUUUGAAGGAUAAACACACCGUAUCGUAUUAUCUAAAGGGAGACCUCUCUAAGGAGGAAUCCAUCACAGGCAGGUACAUUCUCAUCGCCACUGGGUGUAGGCCACAUAUCCCAGACGAUGUAGAAGGGGCAAGAGAACUUAGCAUAACGUCGGAUGAUAUUUUCUCUAGGAAGAAGGAUCCAGGGAAGACACUAGUCGUUGGAGCAUCUUACGUUGCUUUGGAGUGUGCAGGAUUUCUGAACUCAUUAGGUUACGACGUCAGUGUUUCGGUGAGAUCCAUUGUCCUGAGAGGGUUCGAUUCUCAGUGCGCGCUGAAGGUAAAAAAUUACAUGGAGGAACAGGGGGUCCUCUUCAAACAAGGAGUUCUUCCAAAGAAGUUAACCAAAGUGGAGGAAGAUAAAAUAUCUGUCCUGUUUAGCGAUGGCACCACUGAAUUGUUUGAUACCGUUCUCUACGCAACAGGAAGGAAAGGAGACAUCGACAUGUUAAAUUUGGAUAAGCUAAAUAUUCAAGUCAAUAAAAAUAUGAACAAAAUUAUUGCCAAUGAGUUUAGCUGCACUAACAUUCCUAAUAUCUUCGCCGUGGGAGACGUCGCUGCAGACGUUCCUGAGUUAGCUCCUGUAGCUAUCAAGGCGGGGGAAAUCCUAGCCAGGAGGUUAUUUAAGCAGUCGGAAGAAGUCAUGGAUUACACCUUCAUACCGACGUCCAUUUAUACCCCCAUCGAAUAUGGAGCCUGUGGGUACUCAGAAGAAAAGGCGUACGAAGUGUUCGGAAAAUCCAAUGUAGAGGUCUUCCUUCAGGAGUUUAAUAACCUGGAGAUAUCUGCUGUGCAUAGAGAGAAGCAUGUACGAGCUCAGAAGGAUCAGUAUGACACAGAUACGAGCAGCACCUGUUUGGCCAAACUGGUCUGCUUAAAGAAUGAGGACAAUCGGGUAGUCGGCUUUCACUAUGUGGGUCCUAAUGCCGGGGAAAUUACCCAGGGUAUGGCUCUCGCGUUGAGACUGAAGGCUAGGAAGAUCGAUUUUGACAAUUGCAUCGGCAUUCACCCGACAGAUGCUGAGUCCUUCAUGAACCUCACCGUCACGCGAUCAUCCGGCUUGUCCUUUGCCGCCAAGGGGGGGUGCGGCGGGGGCAAGUGCGGCUAA
This is a messenger RNA of Plasmodium inui San Antonio 1, 1938 nucleotides long. RefSeq names its product thioredoxin reductase 2. Lineage: Eukaryota; Apicomplexa; Aconoidasida; Haemosporida; Plasmodiidae. Gene Ontology annotation, molecular function: thioredoxin-disulfide reductase (NADPH) activity; glutathione-disulfide reductase (NADPH) activity; flavin adenine dinucleotide binding. The coding region runs from base 1 to 1938 and encodes 645 amino acids. Gene Ontology annotation, cellular component: mitochondrion; cytosol. The transcript has a single exon. The record is from RefSeq and is a predicted model, not a curated record. Gene Ontology annotation, biological process: cell redox homeostasis; cellular response to oxidative stress; glutathione metabolic process.